Messenger RNA from Dermacentor silvarum, 5726 nucleotides. RefSeq names its product neuronal cell adhesion molecule-like. The record is from RefSeq and is a predicted model, not a curated record. Bases 1 to 1539 code for a protein of 512 amino acids. The transcript is spliced from 7 exons. Lineage: Eukaryota; Metazoa; Arthropoda; Arachnida; Ixodida; Ixodidae.
AUGCCUCAAGUCAAACCACGCAGUGUCACAAUUAGGGGCGCCCAUGGUCCCCUUUCCGCCAACUACCCGGCCGAAGUUGAGUGCGAGGCAGUGGGGUCGAGACCGGCGGCCAACCUGACAUGGGACCUCGACGGUGUGCCCCUGACAUCGAGCGCCGUGCAGGAGGGUGGUCGACCCGAGGCGGCAGCCAACGACGUCAGCGUCAGUGUAGUGAGGUUCACGCCUUCGCCCAGCCAUAACGGCAGACCGCUACGCUGUCGCGCAGCUAACCCCGAGAUGCCGGAUGACGCUAUUGAGGACUCGUGGACACUGGACGUACACUACAAACCAAAGGUGCAGUUGACAUUGGGCAGCCAUCCAAGGCAGUGGAAUAUCGUCGAAGGGCACGACCUGUACUUGGAGUGCCGGGUUGACGCCAACCCCAGAAUCGGAGACGUCGUGUGGCGCCUCAACGGCAAGGAUCUGUCUCCCGGCCGGGGCGUCAUCAUGAGCAACCAGUCCCUGGUACUGCAGCACGUUCAUCGUGACAGCUCAGGCUCCUACACUUGCAUGGCUUCCAACAGGAUCGCUGAAACUGAAAGCAAGCCGCUCAAGAUCACCGUCAAACACACUCCUGCCUGUAACCAGUCGCAGACGACGGUCUAUGCGGCUUCACGGCACGAAGAAGUUCACAUAAUCUGCGAUGUGUCGGCUGAGCCUAACGAUGUGAACUUCCGGUGGACGUUCAACAACUCGGCUACCAAACACGAGCUGUCGUCAUUUACGAGUUCAGGUGGACGGAGCGUGCUGUACUACACUGCGCGGAAGGAUACUGAUUACGGGACUUUCCAGUGUCUCGCCAACAACUCCAUCGGAGCUAUGAAGACACCCUGCUAUUUUCAGAUAGUCCGUGCAGGUCCCCUGAGCAGUAUGUACAACUGCAUCGUGAGUAACGUGACGGAUGCUGGCAUGCAAGUGGAUUGCCAAAGGCGCGGUUCCACGGCUGCUGGCGCCAACGGCGGUUCUCUUCCUCCCGACCUGGUGGCUGCAGAGGCGUCCACUUUCCGGCAGCUCAACUCCUUUCAGCUGGAAAUUCGGGACGCCCUCCUAGACCGGAUCGUGUUUAACGCCACCUCCGAGGCGCCCUCCUUCGCUGUGUCCAGCUUAUCACCCGGAACAGAGUACGUGGUCGCCUUCUACCUCGUCAACCAAAACGGCAAGUUUAAGCUGGUCCAGCUCAAGACAUCUACGCUCCUUGCUUCGGAAGAGAGACUGAGAUCGGGUGUCGAGCAACAGAAGCCUUGCUGUUCGCCUCUGGGAUUACUUGUAACAACAGGCGUCGUUCUUGCUUUCCUCUUGGUCGUCAUCGCUCUUCUUAUAAAGUACAGAACAAGAUUAAAGCUUGACAAAGGUUCGCGUAAACCAGAAUCGAGAGCUGCAACCAGUGCCGACGAAGGAAGUGAAAUGAGCGAAAUGAACCCAGAGUGUAAAUACGUCCUUUCCACUGAUAGCGGCAAGCAACUUUCGAGCUCAAAGGAAAGGCCACUAACAUACGUGUGAUCCUCCUGCCUGCGUUUGUCAGCAGAUGCUUCCAUGUGCAGAAUGCGGCACUGCUGUGUGGAUGCCAUCAUGCGCCACUGUCUACUACCAUUGUGCGGAAGCCCUUCGGGACAAGAACUUUCAUCUGUGCACACCCACCGGGCAUGGAUCCCUUGAAGCAAAGACACGCCUUACGUACGGGCAUUGGACAUUUCUUUUACUCAGUGACGUUUAAAGAUAUCAGGAUGUUAACCCAAAUUUAGUGUAAGGUGGAUUCUCCAUUUGGAGACCACUCUUUCAGUGGCUUCAAAAGCAGGCGCAAAUUUCCAACAUCAGUGAUUUUUCCAAGAAGUAAUGAAUCUGGAACAAUUUUAAGCCAUCGUUCUAUCAUCAGGUGAAGUAAGGAGUCCCAUGCGUGAAAACAGGCUGAAAGCCGAAUGUCUUUCAUAACUACGUCGAAGCUUAGGUUCUGUGUGAUGCCGUGUAGUGUUGUUCCGUAAAACGCUGUGCAAAUUGUAUUACCCUCAUCUAAUGCCCCAUCUGGUAGCCACGUUUCCCUGAGAAUUUGUGUCAAAUCACACAAGAAGUGUCACUCCAUCUUGAGCAUGUCACAUGUCAUUCUCAUUUUUAAUGCGUUUAGCGUUCUUUGGGAACUAACGGCGAUUUCUUGUGACUGUCUAACCCAUUUUCGCGCGCCGAUUCCUAAAAUAGUGCAGUCUAGCGCAGCGGUAGAAACCACGAAGUGGUAAGGUACCACCGUGCGAUGCUACCGGUGGCAGUGACGUGACUGCUGGUACUGUGUGGUACCACGCAGUAGCAUGGCGCGGUAUUCUUUCCUUCUCUCGCAUUCUUCCAUCGCGACAGCUAGCGUUUUGAGACGCUGUUGUUUUAAGACAUUGCACCUCUGGUCGAAGACACAGACACCGUCAUUUUAAUAUUGUGCACCUAUGCGACCAGAGGUGGUCGCACACACUGCACGGGGUUCCAAACUUGUCCUUGAGGAAGUGGCUUUUGAAUUCCUGUUUGGCUUUCAUGUACAGGUAAAGCACGGUGGUAAGCGGAGGCCACCCAUAACACACAGUGCAACAGAUUGCUACAGAUGACCACCUCCCAAAGCAUGCUAAACGCAUUCUUGGAUAGGAACCAGGGUUGGUUCUUCAGAAUGUUUUUAUUUCCUAUUUUGUAUGCUUCAUUAACAUUGCUGGCAAAGUUAAAUUCGUGUUUUGGGCUAUGCGCCUUGUAAACGUGCGUAACGUAUAAUUUGGUAAUUCCAUACCCGAGCGUAGAACAUAUUUACCAGGGUCCUAAUGUAACAGUGGCCAAAUGGACUCUAACACGCUUGAAUGAACUGACGAACAUUUUUGAUAGUGUCAUUUACGCAAGACCUAUUUCUACAGAUGACAGACUUCUUACGUAAAGUUCUGACAAAAUUAAUAAGACCUAUCCGUAAGAUCAUGAAAAUGUUUACAUGAAUGAAAAUUCGUCUAGUGUUUACAAUAGAUGUAAGGCGCGGCUUGUCUUAUUCACUUUUUAUGAAGACGUUUAGUUUGUCCAAUGAUGCUUUGAAACGAGGAGGGCAAUAAUUACCCCGUUGGUGUGCGCUCCACCAUAAUUUCCAAAUACAGGCGGCUUAUAUAUGGUGCCUUGAACAACAAUUCACCACAUGACGACCUGUGAAGGUUUAAUGCCAAGUGGAUUUUUAUUUUACUCAAUCUAAGUUUGACAUUCGCGAUUUUGGGCUGCUGUAUCAGUUGCAAGGCAGCAUAGGUCGAAAAGUUGAUAAAUUAGUGGUUAUUGUUGCGGCAUCUUCACGAAACGAGCGGCUCGAUCAUCAACAUUUUAUUCUUCCUUAAGCGCAGGUACGCUUUCGCCAAUAAGAGCCUCAAAAAAAGCAUACAUAAGUCCGUAUUACUUGAUUAGUAUCUCAUGGAAAUCAUACUUUUGCUUGACUAUUAUGAUUGGAUUGUAUUGUGCUUCAGACCUCAAGUACAUAGAUAUCUUGUAGGCAUUGGCAAUAAGUUAUAGUCCAAUUACUCUAUUCUGUGUAGGCUAUCAAGUAGGCACUUUCGAAACCGAGUUUCAAGAGAGCUUGUGUUCGCAACACCACAUUUUGAGUGUUCUCAACAACUUGUUUGAGUGACCGAGCGUAUGACGCGCAUGUCAACAACCAUCGCGGUACCGGCUGCACUUGUCUCUGUGAGUUGUUUGUGGCCCAUGCAUGGCUUUGGCACAGAGCUCGACCCUCGACGGCCUUUAGUGCAGCGUUAGCAAAACAUUCCUCACUUUCCAUUCUUAUAGAAAAGGUCAAUUGUUAAAUUUGCGCAAACAAUAUUCACUUUUCUACCAUCAACAAAUACAGUGAAGGAUGUCUGCUGCAGCGCUUUUUUUUUUAUUGCACGAAGCUAAAGCGGUGGCACUUUUAGCAUGAUAAUUAGGGUGACCGUUGCACAUUCGCAGUUUCCCUUGUGUCAACAGCUCGGUGGCGUUGUUACGCAUCAAAAGAAAAGCUGCAGUGAAUCCGUUGCUCGAUCUUGCCAUAUAAGUUCUCGUGUUUCCACUACUAACAAAACAUAAAAUGAAGCAAGGUGACCAACUUUCCCUUGUAUACAAUAUAGUGGCGGCAGCUUCGUUUUUCCAGCAUUCACAUUGCAUGAUCGACUUAAAGCGUUUUAUUAACAAGUUGCCUUACUCGAAAUUAAUACUGCCGGCAGCUGCGCGAUGUAGCUUCUAACUAUUCGCGAGCCUUUGAUAAAACAACACCGUUUUAGAUAGUUGCCUCAAAAAAAUAUUGCAAUCCCUUGUUCAAGCGCUCUUCGUCAGAGAUGCACCAACAAGCCGAAAUAUCUGCUACAUAAGCAAGGUAUAAUGUUCGUGCAUAACUAAACGUGGGCAUCACUAAACAACAUUCCUAAAGUCAUUCCCGAAAACACAUAAACGUGGACGUUAGUUAUUUGAACCAGUUUUCCUAGGGUGAAAGCAUCGGAAAUCACCUUCGUUGUCGAGACUGCUCUGAUAUCAUUGGUACAGAGUAGAAUUAUGUUUAGCACCUUGCUCAAGGUGGAAUAAUUUCGAUUGACAUUAUUAACCAUAAAGUCAUUAAGCAUCAUUUGAGCAAAUUAGCUGCCGAAAAUGCUCCAAGAAACGUAUGUUGUCUCAGUGUUCUCCGACGUUAGUUAAUAUCCGGGAAGCGCCAAAGCCGUCUCUAUUGAUAACAUGAGGCCACGUAGAAUGGAUGCUUAGCGCACACGACAGGCAUUUUGUUGUGUAUCUGCUGAUUUCUUCGAGUCAUAUGUGCCAUCUUGAGCGGUAGCCAUGUACUGUGAAGGCCAGUAUCGAAGUGAGAUUUAUUAAUGGGAUGUGCGAAUACUUUCACAUUGAAGAUGGCAUUCCAAGUGUCUGAUACUAAUAACCUUGGAGAUAGAGUUGUGUAAAUUAAAAAAAACAAAUGUUUUAUUUCUGUGUUUAUUGGCGUGGAUCAGCGCUUGUUGCAACUCCUACCACUGCUCCGAACAGCAGACAGUUGUGCAGUGUUGCUGUUUAAUUUUUGUUGUGUAGUCCUUAUUCACAUACACGAAUAACUACGACAGUGACAAUGUGUGAUGGUGCUUAGUGAACAAACUCAAUUCAGCGUUCAAGCCCUGAUGGACCGCAAGGUGUGUGAGCACAAUCAUCAACAAGUUUGAGCAGUGGCUGCCUUUCAGUGUCAGCAUGCAUCGAGAAGAAAUUCAGUACUUUACAUCUGCGCCAGCAGAAGAUGAGUGGACACCAGGGUAAGGCAUACAAUCUGAAGAACUUCGCAAAUAUCUGCCAUGUAAUGAAGGGAGCGUGCUGGCUAUUCUAUUUUCUCCUGGGAUUACCAUGUUCCAGCUAGUGCGAGAUAAAGCUGGUUCAGCCAGCUAUCAUUCCGUGGAUCUGUGUCUCUCUGCAGUGUCUCUGCAGUGCAGUGUUUCCCACCGUCUCUCUGCAUCGGUGGCAAAUGCGACUCUCGCACCGGGCUCUUCAAUUCAUGAACGCUCAAAGUGAACGGGUCUUCGGUAAUUGUGAAAGAAUCGCUAUUUUUUGUGUAUGCAUAUAGUAUUUAGCCCGCCUAUGACAAGUACCACCUACUAAAAAAGUGUAUAUAUGCUAUCUGAUAAAUGCGUCUUGCGUGGAUUGUUGAUGUUCUCUAUUCAUUACAUGUUCUAUUGCACCAUCAAAAGAAACCUAUA